AUGAAAUUUACUGGAUCCAAUGGAAUUCUGUUAGGGUUACUUGCGUGCGAGUUUGCCGUUGCUUAUAAGCCAGUUAUUGAACCUAAGGAGAAGCUUACGACCACCGAGCAGCCCAAGCCAUGGAUUCGAACUAUUUAUGAGUCUCAGGUGGAGAUUGUGACUCCAACUAUCAUCGAUGGUGUUACUUUCAGUGCGAAGCCUGAAACUCCAGAGAACCCAUUGAAACCUUGGGUUUCUUUGAAGAAUAACGGUAAAGCCGUGACAAUCAAGCCGGAAUUGAAGAAUGGUAUCACGAAAAAGGCUAGACCAGAUUAUUCUACUUACUUCAUGGAUGUCACAACAAAGACGUACAGUUAUGAAGACUUGAAGGCACACAAUAUGAAGGAAGAUGAAGUACACGAGGAGGAAAUUUUUAUUCCGGAAGACGGUACCUAUGUGAACUUGAACCCAAUUAUCAGAUGUGUUCCAGAUCGUUACUUUGAAAAGGGUAAAGCUAAGAACGACAAAAGUGCACCAUUCUGCACUCCUCAUGAAAACAACGAAUUGAAAGUUGAUAACACUUAUUUCCUCACAUGGUACACGCGCUUCUUCUUGGAUCCAAACACAAACAAGUACGCUGACAAGGUCAAAAUUCAUUUAACUUAUGUCGCUGAAGAUCCUUAUGAAAAGGGUUACCAUAACAAGAAGAGAACCGAUGAGUCUACCGAGGACGGCACGACAUUCUUUUCAAGUGAAUGGCUAGAUAAUGUCGACGGUGUUUUCCCAUUGGUUCCUCAAGUUGACUGGUUAGCCGGUACAUUUGAGAGAAAGAUCAUGAUCUCCAUUCAACCUAACUACAUCACUGAUGCUGACUUUUCUUUAUUCGAAAAUGGUUUGUUUGUUUACAUUAUUCAAGGUUCUCGUGUUUUCAAGCAAUCAAAGGAACAAAGAGAGUUGGAACAAGCUGGUUUACACGGUAAGAAAUGGUAUUACAUUGCCAUCUCCAUUCCAUCUGCCGUUCUUGUUUCUGUUUUCUGUAUGUACCUCUUCAUCAGAAUCAAUAAAGGUUACAGAGAUUUCUCUAACGUCACUGCUAAGGCUUUAAAAAAGAAGCAUCGUGUCAUUGGUAACAUUUCUGAAAUGAGUAAAUACAAAAACUUAAAGAACCGUAAAUAUAGCGAGCUACCAACUUACAGUACUAGAAAAUCAGAUUAA
Molecule: messenger RNA, 1194 nt
Organism: Tetrapisispora phaffii CBS 4417
Lineage: Eukaryota; Fungi; Ascomycota; Saccharomycetes; Saccharomycetales; Saccharomycetaceae
Gene: PSG1
Product: Psg1p
Exons: 1
Coding region: 1-1194 (397 amino acids)
Source: RefSeq, a predicted model, not a curated record